GAACAUCCCUUAUUUACACUCAUUGCCAUCCAAUCACUCCAAUCGACUGCUGAAUAUACUGAGAUUCGUUCCCUCUCCGUGUCUGCGCGUCUGGGUCGACGAGGGAUUGAGCUGAAGAAGAAGAAGAAGAAGGGAGAUGGAUAGUUUCAAGCUUCAAGUCGUUCAACUGCUUUCCGGGUUGACUUGAGAGAGACAGAGAGAAAGAAAGGAGGGGACGCUUGAAGCUGUGGCGUGCUCAUGGCAAAGCGCGUCUUCGAAGUCUGGAAAGGGAGCAAUAAGUUCUUUCUUGGUGGAAGGUUGAUAUUUGGGCCUGAUGCGAGGUCGUUGCUUGUAUCUUUUCUCUUAAUCACGGUACCUGUCAUUAUUUUUUGUGUCUUUGUUGCAAGACAUCUUCGCCAUCAGUUUUCACCACAUAACGCUGGAUAUGCAAUUUUGGGGGUAGCAAUUGCCUUUACCAUUCAUGUAUUGGCUCUACUUCUGCUUACAUCAGCUCGGGAUCCUGGCAUUGUUCCACGCAAUUCGCAUCCACCUGAGGAAGAGCUUCGCUAUGACACCUCAGCAUCAGCAGAGAUCGGUGGAAGGCAAACUCCAAGCCUUCAAUUCCCUCGAAUAAAGGAUGUAAUUGUUAAUGGAAUGACUGUCAAGGUAAAAUACUGUGAUACCUGCAUGCUCUAUCGGCCUCCUCGCUGCUCUCACUGCUCCAUCUGCAACAAUUGUGUUGAGCGUUUCGAUCAUCACUGCCCAUGGGUUGGCCAAUGCAUAGGAUUGCGAAACUACCGUUUCUUCUUUUGUUUCGUUUCAUCUGCAAUGCUUCUCUGCAUCUAUGUUUUUGCCAUCAGCGCUUACUACAUUAAGGUUCUGAUGCACGAUAACCAGAGCACAGUAUGGAAGGCGAUGAAAGAAUCCCCGGCAUCCGUUAUUCUAAUGGCUUAUUGUUUUAUUUCCUUGUGGUUUGUUGGUGGACUCACCGGUUUUCACUUGUACCUCAUCAGCACAAAUCAGACAACCUAUGAAAAUUUCCGGUAUGGAGGUAGCAGAAGACACAACGUUUAUGACCGAGGUUGUUUGAAUAACUUCUUUGAAGUAUUUUGCACAAAAGUAAAGCCUUCACGAAACAACUUCCGAGCUUUCGUACAAGAGGUGCCACAAAGACCGUCUAUGCCCACAGCUCGGGAGGUCGACUACGAGGAAAUGGGCGAGGAUCGACGUGCAAAAGUAGAGGACGAUCUAGACUUUGGCGGGGACCUUUUAAAGAUCUCGCAGCGUCAUAAUAUUGGAGAUAUUGAAGCAGACAUUCGUAGCCGAGGGAGUGAUCGUGAUGGGCCCCACAAUAACUCUUCGGACGCUGAUUCUGUUCUCAACUCAGAUAGGCGGCCCGCAACCGCCACCCAGUCGGACACACGGCAAUCGAGUUGGGGAAGAAGCGGGAGUUUGGAAAUCGCGCAGGAUGGUGUUAAUAGGAACUCGGAUUUUCACUGAGGGCAAAGGGGGAAGCGUAUAUCGAUGAGAAGUAUCGUUUUUGGUGUAUGGUUUUGAAGGAAAUGUGGCAUUGAUAGGACUCAAGUUCACUGAUAUGGAAUCAAAUCUUACUUUUAGGGUACACUGUGUGCUAUAAUUUUCUUUCAUCAUUUUCCCUGAACUUCACAGUAGCUGUUAUAUAUUUGUUUGCUUGAGGAGCCAUGAAUAGGGUAUGCAUGCAUGGUUGUAAUAGAUUAGAAUGGCAGCAUUUAUACUUUUCUUGAACUUCAUUUUCUGGUGUUCAUGCCUGGUUGAUUUGUGGAACUGUCUCUUUUACAGAUUGAUUUUUUUGAAGGGUAAUGGAAUCUCAAGUCUUAAGCUUGUGUUUAUU
This is a messenger RNA of Ipomoea nil (Japanese morning glory), 1849 nucleotides long. Its product is annotated as protein S-acyltransferase 8-like. NCBI's taxonomy places the organism in Eukaryota, Viridiplantae, Streptophyta, Magnoliopsida, Solanales, Convolvulaceae. Gene Ontology annotation, biological process: protein targeting to membrane; peptidyl-L-cysteine S-palmitoylation. The transcript is spliced from 5 exons. The coding region runs from base 238 to 1479 and encodes 413 amino acids. The record is from RefSeq and is a predicted model, not a curated record. Gene Ontology annotation, molecular function: protein-cysteine S-palmitoyltransferase activity. Gene Ontology annotation, cellular component: Golgi apparatus; endoplasmic reticulum.